Messenger RNA from Mya arenaria, 9470 nucleotides. Its product is annotated as leucine-rich repeat and calponin homology domain-containing protein 2-like. The coding region runs from base 7 to 4176 and encodes 1389 amino acids. Lineage: Eukaryota; Metazoa; Mollusca; Bivalvia; Myida; Myidae. The record is from RefSeq and is a predicted model, not a curated record. Gene Ontology annotation, molecular function: protein binding. The transcript has 19 exons.
GAAAUAAUGCCAGAAAUGGCGACAACUUAUCAUGGAGGUGGCUCUCAAAGCCCGACCGCGAUCUCAAAACCCAUUGAAAGGGUUUUCGAAGACGCACAACAUACAGGAGAGAUUCUAUUGAAUGGAAGGAAGUUAAGAGAGUAUCCCAAACUCGCGGCCAAAUAUGAUCUUGUUGACACUAUUUCGGCAGAUGUGUCAAAGAACCGCAUGGCCGAGGUUCCAAAAGAGCUGUGUUUGUACAUAUCCAUGGAAAAGCUGAACUGCUAUCAUAAUGUUAUCAAGUCUAUACCAGAAUCACUGGUGCAGUUACAGGCCCUCACCUAUCUCAACCUCAGUCGUAACCAGCUAUCCAUCAUCCCUCCUUUCAUCAGCCAACUACAAACACUAGAAGUGUUAAUCGCGAGUCACAACCGUCUUGUGUCACUGCCAGAAGAGAUUGGUGUGUUGGACAAACUGAUGGAGCUUGACGUGAGCUGUAACGAGAUCUCACAUCUCCCGCUACAGAUCGGGGACUUGAAGUCCCUCAAGUCUCUCAAUGUUAGGAGAAACUUGCUACAGGAGUUGCCAGUUGAAAUCAGCAAGCUGAACCUGCGAAAGCUUGAUAUCUCGUCAAAUAGAAUCUCCAAGAUUCCAACUGUUUUCCGAAAGAUUGAGACUCUCGAGGAAAUACUGCUGGAAAACAACCCCCUAACAUUGCCUCCUGCUCAUGUUUGUACAAGGGGAAAACAACACAUAAUGAAAUAUCUGCAAAUUACUGCGAUACGCGAAGACAAGGCGAGACUGGGCAUGCUGAGUGAGAUCGACAUGAAACGGUUCCGCAAAUCCCUGCCUCCCGCAGUGUCUGGGUCGACAGAGGAGUUUCGUACACUUUUGGACAAUCCUGACAAAUGGAAGCGACACACUGUUCUCAGCAGUGACUCGGGAUACAGUACCACAGAUAGCGUGGACAAGUGUGGAUGGUCACCUCAAGAGAAUGGUGUUGACCUCCCUCACAUUGUUGAGAGUAACAACCUGGCCAUGCGAGCAGCAGCAGCUGUGUGUAGAGAGCCCUGUUACCCAGCCCCGGCAGUAACAUACAGAGAGCCUCGUAGACCUCCGCCUGAACCACCCAUGCGGGUGAACAGUCGACUAUCUAGGGAGGGGAUUCCGGAAACCACCCCUCCGCCUCCACCUCGUGGCCUUACCAGAGUGCCUUCAACGGAGCAGACACAUUCAUAUUCACCUGAAGGACAGUCAGGAGUUUCGCCAGUUAUGCUGGCGUCGAACCAAAUACCGACAGUGAUACCCCCACAAACAUUGCCCAAGCCCCUGUACAGCAAUGCCCCAACCCCACCCACUCUCUAUCCAAGCCCCCAGGGGACAACACCUCUCACUCCCCCAACCCCCCAGGGUCCUGGGCCUGGGGUGGGACUCGUAUCCCCUGGGGUCCCACAGGGUAGUAUCCUGGGGACAAGCCUUGAGGAUGAGUUUACUAGGGAGCUUCAAAGACAGAAACAAGAGUAUGAGAGCAAGAAGAAAGCUGCAGAGCUGCUGAGAAUCCAACAUGAGGAGGAAGAAGAGCGGAGAACAGCUGUACAAAGGGUUCAGGCUGCAGAGGAGGAGGAGAGGGAGGCAAGACGGAGAGCUGCUCAGCGGAUACAGGAGGAGCAACAGGCUCUAUUGAACAAGCAAAGAGAGGUUGAGGAGAGCAAGCGCCAUGAAGAGCAGAGACUUGCUGCAGAAGCAGAAGCUAGGAGAGCUGAGGAACAGGCAAGAAGGGAGGAGGAGGCCCGGCACAGGAAUGAGAACAACUUCUACUUUAAAAGCAACUCCCCACUCUACAACACUCAAGCAUGGCAGCCAUCUUCUUCAACCUUGACCAAUCAGAAGUCACCUCACUCAGCAUCAGCCAAUAGAACUUCCCCAUUGGCAACACACUCUUUAUCAGCCAAUCAGAUUUCUCCAAGGGGAGCUCAAUACUCUCCAUCGGCCAAUCAGAAUUGUGUCUCUCCAAAUGGAUCAAAUUAUCCAUUAACUAGCAGAAGUGGACAUGUACCUCCAACAUAUGACAGCCAUGUUGUCCAUAGAACACCCUACUCAGAACAACAACCUAUUCAACAGCAACAGCAGUAUCAAAGAGAACAACACAUGAAUACCUCUGCUUCACCUGUCUAUAACAACCCGAUUGGUCAUCAACAGUAUGGUCACACUCCAGGUGGCAGGUCAAUUGGAAGUUCACCUAAUGACUUCAGUAGUCCUGCUAGCAGUGUGUACUCAAACUCCAGUCCAGGUAACUAUGGUAACAGUGAUGGUAGGUCAAGGGGACAAGAUGGUCGCCAGGAGAGUUCCAAUACCCAGGGAUUGGUAUCUAGUCCAGGAUAUUCACCCCAGUAUGGCCAGUCGCCUCAUAAUACAUCAAAUCACAGUGCUACUUACUCCCAAAAACAAGGAAGUGGUGCAUAUUCAUAUUUAGCUUCAGCUUGUCUUUCAAAUGAUAAAAACACAGUGAAUGACCAUGAAAGAAAUGAGAGAAGUUCCCAGAGCACAGAAUACUCCUCACGUCCCGGGAGACAACAUGCUAUUUCUCAUGGUGUAAAUGAAUAUUCUAAUUUUCAACAUGGAAGGCAUGAUGAUCACCAGCAUGAUUACCAUGGCAAUCCGCCACCUUAUGGAUACCAUGAAGGUUACCAUGGAAACCAAGAUCAACAGUAUAUUCCAAAUAACCCACCAUGUGACCCUUAUGGGGUACAAAGGAAGCCGGGUCUGAGCCUGUCAAAUAGUUUUAAGGAUGAGAGACGGUCUGGCGAAUACCAGUACAGACGAACUGUGUCUGACUCGAACACACGUCUACCAGACUCCAGUCACCACAUGCCAUUAACCAAUGGGCCCUUGGAGGAGCAGCCAAGUAUGAACGGUGACACACCAACACCUACCAACCAUUCUACAGAUAGCAGCCCUAACUCCACAAUAUUUGUCCCUUCCCCUGGCCCCAUCCCGGGAAAAACUAUCCCUAACCCAGCCCAGCCCGUGGUCAAUGGUCCAGGAGGGGAUGCCCACAAGACGCAACCCAAUGUACAACAGAAUACUGGCCCAGGCCCAGUAAGCAGAAAACCAAAGACAUCCCCUGGAACUACAGGAGUUGGGACUACAUCUCGUGUAGGACGAUUGGGGGACAAACCCGCAGGGCGGGCACCUGCAUCUAACCCAACCACCAGCAGGACCGGCCCUGGGGCACGGAAAACUAACCUUAACCAGGACGAAGAACUACGCAAAUCCAACAGCAGUCUAAAGUCUCUUGAAGGCUCCAAGCCAAAGACAGAGUCCAGAUUGCGAUCUAUUCAAAAAGAUGGCAUCCACAGUUAUGGCAAUAGGAGGUCCACAGGCAGCACAAGUAGUGACGACGACAGGAAAAGAUCAACGCCCACAAGAACCCUUGCAUCGUCAUCAGCCACGUCAAAACGGUCAGGGACAGGUAUGUCGAACACAACACGUUCAACAACACGCCCGGCAAACACUACCCCAACCAGUUCACGCCUGGCAAACACCAACACCAGCAAAUCUAGCACUGCAGGCAACAUGGGUGCUAAAUCUGGGGCAUCAAGCCGUAUAGCAGGAUCAAGUUUGCCUGGAGCAUCUCGUGCAGGCAUUGUACGCAGAGAUUCGACCUCCUCCACUACAUCUGUGUCCUCAACCAAGAGUAAAUCUAGCGUAGAUAAGACAAAAAGAUCGGGAACAGUGAUGACUAGCGCACAUGUGAAAAUGUUGGAUGACUACAGUAAAGAGGCCGGCGGGAACCACACGCUACGCCGACAACACGAGCAGCACCAAGAUCUUCAACACCAGCUAGAACUACUGAGGAAGACCAUAUCCACAAGGUUGAAACGCUCUUUACCGGAGAACCUUUCUGAGGCUUUGAGUGAUGGAGUGUUGCUGUGCCACCUGGCUAAUCAGAUUCGACCUCGCUCUGUGGCCAGUGUGCAUGUACCAUCUCCAGCUGUGCCAAAGCUGACUCCUCCAAAGUGUCGGAAGAAUGUGGAGAACUUCUUGGAGGCAUGUAGAAAAAUUGGAGUUCCUAAGGAGCAGAUCUGUGAAUCCAGCGACAUUCUCGCUGAAAAGGGGCUUCACCGUGUUGCACACACAGUUGCUUCCCUUGUUGCCAUAGGGACACAUUCAAAACAUCCAGCCUCAGCUGUUUGAAGUAGUGCUAGAACAAUUAAAUUAGGAUUUAAAUCAGAUCUUGUAAUAUGACAUGUGAUAUUAAUUAAUGCAUUGAAUGUCCUGUAGGACUGAUUUUAUAGCGACACAAAUAAUUAUGUUGCUUAGCAACACCAUUAUGACUUGUCCACAUGAAAAUGGAAUGCCUAGAACUGCCUGUGAUGAUUAUAACUAGAAACGUCUUGCCUUAGUUUUGUUUUUUUGUUGUCGGUAUAUUUGACGAUCCUGAGUCACGCUUUCUUCAGUAAAAAAGUUUUACUGCUUCGUUGAAAGUGAAACAAGAAAUUAGUUGUUAAAAUUGAAGUUGUUAAAGUUGAAAUUAGAUGUUUUUGGCUAUUUGAUGAAGAGAAUGCACUUUAGGGGAUCAAUUAUUUAUUUGUUCAUAUGUUUUAUCUGUAAUACAAGUUUCAUAUUCAAAAGCAUUUGUCUUUUACUUGCACAUAUUUUAUCACCAUGUUAAAAAACACAUAAAAGAAACACCAUACAUUAAAAACACUUAAUCCCUUUAUGUCUUCUACAUGGUGAGCUUAUGUAACACCAGUCUUCAUUAGAUAGAAGAUGUAGAAAAGCAAGGUUUCUGUGGAAUUAACUGCUCACAAGGGCAAGUUUUCUUCCUCCUUUUUUCGUACACCUUGUCGUUUAGUUUCGAAUAAGGUGCAAUAUUUCACCAAUUACUGAUAGGUCUAGAAUAUGACGAGAAUAAUGCCUUUUAAGCUGUGCUACAGAUUACAAGGAGGAGGAUUUCACAAAUUAUUCAUUGUAUAGUAGUACCAGCAUUUGUGUCCUGAAGUGUAUAUGUAUUAACUAAAGGAAACUGUCCAUGUUUUCUGAUACAUGAUAUUGAAAGCAAGUCUAACUCAUAUUUAUACAAGAAAUAUGUUACUCACAUUAUUUGUACAGAAUAAAUGUCAAGUCUAACUGCUUACACAUCAACUGUUCCACCAUUGUUCAUAUUUUCUAUUUAUUUUAAUUGUUAUCUCAUUAUAACUAACAAACAUUUGGUAAAAUCAAAAACACCCUUUUCAUAUCUCAUCAUUAUAAUCUAUGCAUCAUAGUAUUUUAUAUUUUAGUGUUCAUUAGUUCAUUACUUAAUACAUUUAAUUGAUUUCACCAUUUUAUGUGAGAUCAAUCUGUCUCAGUUUCCUGAUAGCUCAUCUUUACAAGAUCGUGGUGACCAAAAUUUCAAUUAAAAAACUGCUAGUUUUCACUAAGGUAUUGUUUAGUAAACCAUUAUGUACUUUCCUUAACUUAUGUCUGUAAAGCCUUAUUGUAUGCAAACCCUCAUCACUUCAUUAUUGAUUUUUUCCAUUGAAAUGUAGAUAUUGGGGCCAUCUUACCAGCAAGCAUAUUGAAUGAUCUAUUUUAAGAAUCAUUUAUUGAUUGAUUGUAAAGCGAUAUAUUUUAUAAAGAAAUAUUUUGGCUAGAUAUAUUUCUCUACACUUAUUUAGAUUUAAAAGUUGAAAUGGUAGUUUUAUUUUGGUACAUUUAUUUAUCGUGUGCUAUUUUGACAUAAACUUGAUGAUAAGAUGCCCAAAUUGAGCCAGCUUAUUGAAAUAGUAUUUGGCAGUAAAAUUCAAGUAAGUGUUAGAAUUCCUGUAAGCAUCUUCACAACAUUUUGACACUUAUUGUUGUAGGAAGAUAAAUGCUGAUAACACUUGUACCAUUUAUAAGCGUGUCUUGUUUGUUGUUGUUGCAUCAUAAUCCAUAUGGGAACAGUAAAGUACAGUGGAAACUCACUAAACCGGACAAGGUCCGGACUGGGCAAAAUUUCCGGUUUAGUGAGGAUUCCGGUUUAGUGAGGAUUUGAUGUACGGAGUAAGUUUACUCAAAAUAUUAACUGAGUUAACCUUUAGAGGGAAGUUGAAAACUGGAAUAAAAUGAAAAGGGACAGUUCAAUUCUUCAACGUUUAGACAGAGGUUGAGACAUGAUUAAAGCACAUGCAAAAGUGAUAAACAUUAUUAAACAUUUCUGCGUUUUUAUAAUAAUUUUUUUUUUUCAAAUCUUAAAGUAAAACAACUCGCGUAAUUUAAUGCUUGUUAAGUAUGUUUGAUAGUUUAAUUAACGCACCGCUCUGAUUUGAUUCAAUCAUAGAAGUCUUUAGAUAAAACAACCCUCCAAAAUGAUCAUUUUAAUAACCGUUUCUAGUUCUUUAUUUCCUGCAACAAACCAAUUAAUGUUUAGAUCAAUUUCCUUUUUACAAGUUUGAGUAUCUCGCGGCAGUCAAUCCUAAGCGCAAUCAACAUUAUCGAUUAUCGAGUUAACACAACAUCACAGGUGCAAUAUUUAACGACGCACCGGCUGUCAAAACAAAGUGACGCGCGAUUUCGCCAAUUCCUAAUACACAAAAUCAUUUUGACAUGUUUGAACAAAUAUACAUCCGAGUUUGUGAGGUAAAAUUACGUUGACAACUAACAAAUUUUCUCGAUUUUUUGUCCGGAAUUCCAGGGUUCCGGUUUUGUAGGGAUUUUUUUACAUUGAAAAUAGAAGGGAAAAACUGGGACUCUGAAAAAAGUCCGGUAUCCGAGGAUUCCGGUUUUGUGGAGAUCCGGUUUAGUGAGUUUCCACUGUACUACUUUACGUGCAGUUUGACCAUGUUAUAGAUAUCCACUUAUACGCACCCCAGUUAUUGAACGUUGCCUUUGACAACGUGAUACAAGAUGGGUACACUGUAUGAUUUCGAUAACUAAAGUUGUGGGUGUAGUAACAUUUACUUGUAAAGUGCUGAAUACACUGUAAAUACUAUUAUUAACUGUACAUACUUUACACAGAUGUAUGCUUUAAUAUGCUGCAAGUUGAACAGAUGUGUUCUAGCUCUGUCUAGCCACUUAAGUUUCUUUAAUGUAACUCAAUAUCUUUCAUGUAACUAAUUUUUCACUUGACUAUUUGAAGAAUAAGGAGAGCUAUACUACUCACCCAAGCGUCGGUGUCAGCAUCACACCUUGGUUAAGGUUUUGCAUGCAAGCACCUUGAAAUCAAUAUCUCAGUAAUUACAUCAUGUAUUGCAUUGAAACUUUAGAAAUGUAUUCCCAACUAUCUAACCUACUUAAUUAAUGAAGUUAGAUAACACUUACUUGAAUUUAAUGCAAAAAAUGGGGCUUUAUUAUUUGACUUAGAAAUUCUGGUUAAGGUUUUGUGUGCAAGCACACAUAGGUUAAUAUCUCAGCAACUACUCGAAGUAUUGCAUUGAGACUUAAUACAAUGGUACUCAACCAUCCAACCUACUUAAUUAACCAAGUAAGAUAACUCUUAUUUGCAUUUAAUGCAAAUAAUUGCCCUUUAUUAUUCGACUUAGAAAUUCUGGUUAAGGUUUUGUGUGCAAGCACACGUAGAUUAAUAUCUCAGCAACUACUUGAGGUAUUGCAUUGAGACUUUAUACAAUGGUACUCAACCAUCCAACCUACUUAAUUAACCAAGUAAGAUAACUCUUGUUUGUAUUUAAUGCAUAUAAUUGCCCUUUAUUAUUCAACUAAGAAAUUCUGGUUAAGGUUUUGCUUGUAAGCACAUAUAGGUUAAUAUCUCAGCAACUACUUGAGGUAUUGCAUUGGGACUUUAUACAAUGGUACUCAACCAUCCAACCUACUUAAUCUAACAAAAGUUAGAUAACUCUAGUUUGCAUUUAAUGCAAAAAAUUGCCCUUUAUUUUUUGACUUAGAAAUUCUUGUUAAGGAUUUGCAUGUAACCACAUUUAAGUCAAUAUCUCAGCAAAUAUAUCAUGCAUUGCAUUGAAACUGUACUCACAGGCUCCCAACCAUUUAACCUUCUUAUUUAAUCAAGUAAGAUAACUCUAUCUCUAAUAUUACAUAAUUUUUGCCCCUUUAUUAUGCGACUUAGAAGUUCUGGUUAAGGUCUUGCAUGUUAACGCACAGGAUAAUAGCACAGGAUAAUAUCUCGGCAACUACUUGAGGUAUUACUUUGAGACUUUAUACAAUGGUAUUCAACCAUUCACUUGAAUAACCAAGUUAGAUAACUGUAUUUUGCAAAUAAUGGCCAUUUAUUAUUGGACUUAGAAAUUCUGGUUAAAAUUUUGCAUAUAACCACAGUUAUGCUAAUAUCUCAGCACAUCAUCUAUUGCAUUGAAAUCUAAUCUAACAGUGAUCCAUGCAUGUUUCUCCAAACCUUUUCAAUCCUAACACUGAAAAAAGCGGCGGAAUAGUCGAGCGCGCUAUCUCUGUGACAGUUGUUGUUGUUUCUUUAAGUAACAAACUUACUAUAAAAGUCAUUCUAAGAUCCCAUUACAACGUAUAAGAUAUAUUAUUUAAGGGUAAACAGCUGGAUUAAGUUUGAUUGAAAUGAACAGUUUCAAUAACAAGGGGUUCGCAUGCCAUUAAAAGAAGUCAGUCUUCAUGGGAUGUAAUAUAAAGAGCUGACCAGGGAUCAGUAUUUACAUUUGUAUUGUCCCUACAUUUACUAAUGGUAUUUUUAUGUCUGUUUAUUUAGAAUUGAUAAGAUAAAAAUGUGCUUACACUUGCCUGCUUUGUGGACAUGUAUUAUGAUGUAAGCUAAAAAGUUUUUAUAUAAAGUGUAUAAAAAGUGGUAUUGAACCUUAUUAAACUACGAAUUUAAUAUUUAAUGGCAUGUACCAGUAGGCAUUUUUCUGCUGAUAAAUAUGUCACUGUUGUUUGACCAUUCCUGGCUUUAAUGUUGCUUCCAUUUAAACAUGUAAAAUUGUGCAAUAGGUUUAUUUCUUCCAGUUAAAUAUUCAUGUUUUUUGUUUGUUAAGAAGACGUUUUGAAGAUUAAGACUGGUUUUGGAUAAAUUCAACUUAAAAUAUAUAUUUGUUGACAAUCUAUACGUUAAAGUGUUACUUGAAAAGGUAUAUCUGAUAAAUUCCUUUUUCUCUUGUAUAACAUUAACCAGUUGUCCAAUUGUGUGUGUUUUCAUUUAGAAGAAAAAUGCUUUAAAUUCAUCAGUGAAUACCAUUGUUCACGAAGGCAUAGAAGACUUAGAAAUUUCGUUUCGGUAUGAUACAAUGUUAUUAACUAUUAACAUUACUUUUGUAGCAUAUUAUGUGUUUUACAAUAGGUAAUCAUUCAUUGUUUGUUCAUUUUAAGCUGGUUACUAACGUUUGUUUAGAUAAUGUUAAUGUAGGAUUAGACGCUAUUUAUGAGAUGGGUAUGCAUUUAUUUUCCUUGUGUAUAUUUAACAUGAUGCCUUCUGCAAGGGUGAGCUCACGUUGUCAUUUUUAUCUCGUGUAUUUAUUAUUACAUGUAAUCAUGUCUUGCUUAAUCACCUAUCUUUGUUCAUUUGAUAUGAAUGAUAAAACACUAAAAUGCCA